CUGCGCGUCCCCAUAAAUAGACGUCCGAGAGCCAAAUACGCAGCCGUUGGCUUCAGGUCCUCAGCUGUCAUAUUCACAUCGAACAGCAGCUCACGUCUGAGGCAGGCAGGACGCUUAAAUAGAGCAGGGAGGGACUCGUGGUUCGGUCAUGAUCUUAACUCAUUCUCUCAUGGGAUCGCGGAGUUUCAAAAGGCGAGGAGCAGGAACAAGGAUGAAUUUAAAAAUACCUUUCUGGAAAAAUGCCAGAAGUUCAAGAAGUCACAGAAGACCAAGUGUGAACAACUAUGGGAUGCCUUUCAAAAGGCCUACGUGAAGAAGGACCCUUGUAAAGUUCCCAUGGAGGAUUAUGAACCUCUCAUGACUUUAGCUCCCAUUGAACCUCUACAAGACAAGGCGAUGUUCUGGAGCAAAACAAAGGAUGUGGUCCACGACUUCACUAAGAGGACGGACUGUUUCGUCACGGUGGAGGACAGUCUGCUGGGAUCUGUCCUGGAUGGGCUCACCUGGUGUGGAAAGGAAGGCAGCAGUGAAACACUGACCACCGGCUGCCCAGACUGGAACGAAUGCCCCAACAACACCGUUAGCUCCUUUUGGAAACGCAUCUCGACUGCUGUGAGUAAAAGAAAAAAACUUCUCAGUUUGUCCUCAAAGAUGCAGGGAUGCAUCAGUUAG
Molecule: messenger RNA, 672 nt
Organism: Menidia menidia (Atlantic silverside)
Lineage: Eukaryota; Metazoa; Chordata; Actinopteri; Atheriniformes; Atherinopsidae
Source: the annotation of a GenBank genome assembly